UAACGUACGUGCGAGUCGUGUGCUAUCUCAUAGUAUAGAUACUCUAGUAGUAUUCGACUACAUUCUGUGUUAAAAUGAGUGCUAUAAAGAGUUAUUUCAAGGAAGAGGGGCAGUUGAGCAUGCUCGGAUUGGAAUGUUCAAAACCUUCAUGUUUCUAUCUGAGCGUUUGGCAGAGAAACCGCUCGUCGACGCCGCUGUUCAUUUGGCGCUCGCUUCUGUUCCUAACGUCGCUUGGUAUACUGCUCAGUUCAAUGAUAAUGUACGGCCUCAUGGGAAAGUUUGGUUUCUGGUUCAUCUACCUAACGCACUGGGGACUCACCCUAAAUACAGUCGCAACGGCGAUGUCGGCUGUUGUAUCUGCGCGGUGUUACUUCUUCGGACCAAUUGGCGCAGAAUUUGCAUUGCCGUGGUAUGUAAAAAGUUACUGGGUUUUCUAUAACAGUGCAGUGCCCAUCGCCUUUCUGAUUACCGUGUUUUAUUGGACCAUACUAUACGAAGCGGGUUUUGAAGAGGAGUUAAACCAUGGUCUGGACGUGGCUGUCCAUGGUCUGAACUCACUAGUGAUGUUCCUCCUAUUAGUCUCCGCGUCCCAUCCCUCGAGACUACUGCAUAUUUAUCAUCCUAUGAUUUUUGGAUUGACUUACGCAGUUUUUGGUGCUGUAUAUUAUCUGGCUGGUGGAGUAGAUGCAAAUGGAAAUCCGUGGAUAUACCCGGUGAUUAACUGGUCGCAACCGGGCUCAACAAUGGCGAUGGUGGCGAUAACUGGAGUUCUACUUAUCGCUCUGCACCUUGCGGUGGUGGGUCUAGCGGCGAUACGCGAUGCUAUCGCCACGAGGGUUAUUAGGCGAUCCGUCAUCACGCAUAUAGAAGAAGGCAUGCCAUUGCGCUCACAAACGCAAACGAUAACAUAGCCAGGAACUUACCGCUUCUUUAAACAGAGAGAGCCGGUUUUUGCAUUACCUGGGCGAGAUUUCUGCUGCGCCCUAAAAUGUAAUACAAACCCAUACGAAGAAGGCGCCCAUUUGCACCUCUGGCUUCUCUUUAUGUUAGACGCCCUGGGCAGACGUCCUACCAUCUCCUACAGUAACAUUGCCGGUACCUGCUGAAAUUCCCGAUAUAAAACAUGUUUGGUUUAUGUAGCAUAUUUUUUUGAUAGUUUUCUUACAAAUGAUGUCAUGUACAUUAAGUUAUAAGUCUACAUUACUAUGAAACUAUUGCGUAUUAGAAUUAAAGAUUCAGACACAACCUCUUUGCUGAAUUGUUAUUAAACACUAUUCUGCUUAACGGAAAUAAAACGCAUAUCAGUGCGCGCCCUUGAGUUAGAUGCAUAAAUCCGAGUUGAAUGUUAAUGUUAGGAUUAUCGUGUAUACUUUAAUGUUAGUAAAAUAGUUGUUAAGUUCAAUAUGAGAGUAGUGAAAUAAAUUAUACAAUCGUUCUUGUGUUUUUUU
Molecule: messenger RNA, 1448 nt
Organism: Papilio polytes (common Mormon)
Lineage: Eukaryota; Metazoa; Arthropoda; Insecta; Lepidoptera; Papilionidae
Product: protein rolling stone-like
Exons: 4
Coding region: 75-911 (278 amino acids)
Cellular component (GO): membrane
Source: RefSeq, a predicted model, not a curated record